CUUUACUCUACCCUACCAACCACCUCGGUCCCUUUCAUCCCAUUUUUUUUUUUCGAUUUUUCUUGCUUGGCGACUCAAUGUUGCUUUCCUUCUUGUUCUAUUACUUAUUCUCCCUUUAAUGAUUUGUCUCUCCGCCGCCCACGGCUGUGCCUGGGGUUCUGAUAACGUCUAUUUCAUGCCCUUUUUUUCCAGCGAUUGGAGGCGGCGGCAAUUGAAGAGUUUUUUUUGCUUUUUAAUCUUACAGAGAUCAUUUGGGCAGUCGAGGAUAAGAGACUGAAGCGAAGGCACGGCGAUGGCGGAAUUGGUCGGGCCUCGGGUUUACAGCUGCUGCAAUUGCCGAAACCAUGUCUGUCUCCACGACGAUAUCAUUUCCAAAGCUUUUCAGGGAAGGAAUGGGCGAGCCUUCUUGUUUUCUCAUGCGAUGAACAUAGUCGUGGGGCCAAAGGAAGACAGGCAGCUCAUAACAGGACUGCAUACGGUUGCUGAUAUUUACUGCCGUGAUUGCCGUGAGGUGCUGGGAUGGAAAUAUGAAAGAGCUUAUGAAGAGACACAGAAGUACAAAGAAGGGAAGUUUAUAUUUGAAAAAUCAAAGAUUGUGAAGGAGAAUUGGUAGUUUGCAUGGAUGGAUGCUCUGUUGAUAAAGCUACUGCAUGCAAGUGCCGUGGUCGUGUGACACUGUCAUAUAUGUCUUCUGAUGGAUUCAUCUGUUCUUCUUGUACAUAGCAGUUAACUCUAAGUUCCAGUCUCCACUGAUUGUGCGCUCUUGCUUCCAUGGAAUUUGUAAAGCUUGUGUACUGGUGACUGGUGAUUUCUUUUGUGAAUAAGAAAUGAACUUGUGGAUACUGGUCAUGCAACACUGUAGGCUAUUUGUUUCUAUGAUGGAUGCACACCAAACAGCCCUGUUUUUAUUUUCA
This is a messenger RNA of Phoenix dactylifera (date palm), 914 nucleotides long. Its product is annotated as protein yippee-like At4g27745. Lineage: Eukaryota; Viridiplantae; Streptophyta; Magnoliopsida; Arecales; Arecaceae. The record is from RefSeq and is a predicted model, not a curated record.